AAACGACUACCAUGUCGUCUAUUUCGAGAUUAGAUGGAAAAAUCGCACUAAUUACAGGGGCCAGUUCUGGUAUUGGGGCAGGAACAGCAAUUUUGUUUUGUAAACUUGGUGCAGAGGUAGCCAUCACAGGCAGAAAUAUUGACAAUUUGGCCAAAACAGCUGUCGAGUGUGAAAAUGGAAACGGUAAAAAGCCUUUUAUUAUUAGUGGGGAUUUAGCUAAUGAAGAUUUUGUGAAGCAACUCGUGGAAGAAACAGUAAAGCAUUAUGGGAAGUUGGACAUAUUGGCAUGUGAGAUAAUAACACUCUGUAGAUUGGGGAAUAAACAAGAUGACUUUAAUGUCACCACAAUAUGA
Molecule: messenger RNA, 353 nt
Organism: Ostrea edulis (European flat oyster)
Lineage: Eukaryota; Metazoa; Mollusca; Bivalvia; Ostreida; Ostreidae
Product: glucose 1-dehydrogenase-like
Exons: 3
Coding region: 12-353 (113 amino acids)
Source: RefSeq, a predicted model, not a curated record